AGGUCACACACAACCAGCAUUAUCUGGCAGGCCUCAAGGUAUGGCAGCUAGCAGCGUACAUCGACGUGAGACCCUAGAAAACCACACUUACGAAUCCGUUGACGAACUUCUCACCCGGGAUACGCUUCAGAGACAGGACUCCGGAAGGGAUGCAUCGCCGUCCCUCCCUUCCCGCCCCCCUCCCGUGGCGAAAGCACAAGAGGAGCUUCGAGCCGACGAACACCGCCUGCUGCCUAGGGUACAAAGGCCGCCUGGCUUCAAGGUCGACACCGUGAAUGAAUUUUACGUGAGCAGCGACAUCAGGGCCCGGCAACAUGGAGACAGCCAAGGGAUUAAUGGGAAGAAGUUUGACAACGCUGAUGGAAUUUGAAUCCAGAGAAAUUAAAUGUUUUUUACGAUAAGAUCAAAUGCAUUUUGUAAUUUUUU
Molecule: messenger RNA, 426 nt
Organism: Penaeus monodon (black tiger shrimp)
Lineage: Eukaryota; Metazoa; Arthropoda; Malacostraca; Decapoda; Penaeidae
Source: RefSeq, a predicted model, not a curated record